UCUUGCCAAGGACUGUUCCCCGGCGGCGCUGCCGCUGCCCGCUCGGGCCCGUUAGGCAGUGAGGGGGCGCGGGGCAGGCCGGGAAGGGCGCGGGGCAGGCCGGGAGUGCCCCGGCACACGGCACAGCGACACCGGCACCGGCACCGGCAGCGGCAGCGGCGGGAUGUGGUACGAGAUCCUGCCCGGCAUGGCCAUCAUGGGCGUCUGCCUCACCGUCCCCGGCAUGGCCACCAUCUUCAUGCACCGCUGGUGUCACGGCGGCAAGGAGAAGAGGGUGGCCCGCUACCCCUACGAGUGGACCCUGAUGGAGAGGGACCGGCGGCUGUCGGGAGUCAACAAGUACUACGUGUCCAAGGGUCUGGAGAACAUAGACUAAGGUGUCAACGCUUUGAAAAAUUCAUAUAUCUAUAGAAAAUGAUUUCACUCUUAAAUAAAGCUAUACAUGUGUUCAAAAAAAAAAAAAAAUGCACACUG
Taeniopygia guttata (zebra finch) is the source of this 474-nucleotide messenger RNA. RefSeq names its product NADH:ubiquinone oxidoreductase subunit A1 (gene NDUFA1). The record is from RefSeq and is marked validated. Gene Ontology annotation, cellular component: respiratory chain complex I. NCBI's taxonomy places the organism in Eukaryota, Metazoa, Chordata, Aves, Passeriformes, Estrildidae.